Rhododendron vialii is the source of this 2287-nucleotide messenger RNA. RefSeq names its product SHUGOSHIN 2-like. The record is from RefSeq and is a predicted model, not a curated record. Bases 1053 to 1925 code for a protein of 290 amino acids. Lineage: Eukaryota; Viridiplantae; Streptophyta; Magnoliopsida; Ericales; Ericaceae. Gene Ontology annotation, cellular component: chromosome, centromeric region. Gene Ontology annotation, biological process: maintenance of meiotic sister chromatid cohesion; meiotic sister chromatid segregation. The transcript is spliced from 10 exons.
CCCCCCCCCCCCCCCCUAGAAGUAUUGUCUUACUUACCGUUGGCUAUAGCUCACUCCCAAGAUGCGUGCUUAAUAUUCCUGUUCCGGUGAUGUAUUUAUUUGAGUAUUGUUAACGUCAAAGUUGCACGUGUUAGGAAACCAGGAGUGUGGUGUCACUAUUAGAAGUAGUAACAAGUUGAGGGGGUGACACGGAAAUCCUUGCUUACUUUCUGAAUGUCAUUUCGUUUUCCUGUAGUAGAGAGUAUCUCAUGAAAUUGCACAUCCUCCUUUUUAAUCAUGUCCUCUGUUUUGGUUACCCUCAAUAAUGGUUGUUCUGCAGAUUCUUCGGGCAUCACAGGAUACUAUGUAGUAGCAUAGUUUUGGGCAAUCCAUUAAUAUAGAAUAAAAGAAUAAUAACCAAGAUUUUAUCCUAUUAUUUGUGAAAAUGUAUAGGUAAGAGAUGGUUGAAGAGAGAGAAUGAGCAAGUGUAUUCCGAAUUUACAUACCCAUUACAAUGAGGUGCUUGUCCAUUUAUACAGUAGACAAGUCAGGGAAUAAUAGUACAAUACCCUAGUACAACUUUUAGACUAAUAAUGUAACCAUUUACGUUUUCCAUGUGUGAUUCAGUCUUUCCCUUCUUUGGAAGUUUGUUGAGUGAAAGAGAAUUUGUUGUACAUAGUCCUUUAAAAUAAUGGAGUAACAUUUUGCUUGGUCUAUCCAAAUACCACGUUGCUAUUGUUUUUGAGAGAUGCUAAAAAUUGAGAGAGAAUUUUCUGAAAAGGAAUUCAAAUCAGUCCUAAUGAUAAACUGGCUCCCAAAGCUUAUAAAUAUGUUUUUGGGUAUAAUCCUAAUUUCCCGAGAAAAUAACGAACAAGAACUACGAUCACCUGCUGAUCACAAAAAAAAGAAGAAGAAGAACUACGAUCACCUUAUUGGGGAUAAAUUAGUUCCACCACAAGGGAAUGGAAUCCAAGCAGCCAAACAGACCCUUUCAGUGGGGUUCUGACUUCAGAUUCAAAAAUCAGUUUGGUGGUUGUGGGUUUACUUAGGGUUUUGUCGGGCUACUGGGUAUAAUGCUGAAAGGGGAAAGGAUGGCGAAGAGGUCUUCUUUUGGGAUUGGGAGUGUAGUAAGGAAGAGGCUAUCAGAUAUUACAAACUCAAUCCCACAACCCAAGUCCCCUUUCCCCGAUAAAAAGCUCUCACCGACCGAUUCCUCGGAGAAGGAGCACAUUGAUCAUCUUGUCAAGGAAAAUAUUGCACUGGCGAAACUUAUUGCAGACAAGAAUAAAAUUAUCGAAUUCACGGGGAUAGAGUUGCAGAAGAUGCGAGUUAGUCUUCAGAAAAUGCAGAUGCAAAAUUGGAACCUUGCUCAAUCCAAUAGCCAUAUGCUAGCGGAGCUUAAUUUAGGUAAAGAUAAGUUAAAAGCACUACGGCAUGAGAUCGUGUGCAAGGAUGCCGUGAUCAAAGCAAAGGAUUUGGAACUUGAGGGAAAAGCACAGGUGAACAACAGUCAGAAGAACUGCUCUCAGGAAGUAGACGAGGUAGCAGGCGAACAUAAAGCUGAUGAUAAUACUAAACUUUGUAAAGGCCCCAAAAGACGCCCAACUAGAAGUCAAUCUAUGGGCCCUUCAACCACCACAUCUCAACAAGUUGCUGAAAAAGAGGCGUCUGAAAGCAAAAGACGAUGUUUGAGAAGGCAAUCUGCUAGGUUUAUUUCCCAACCACACGAACCCACAGAUAACUUGUUCGAGAUAGAAGUUGCUAAAUUUCUAGUUCCACCACGUUCAUCUGUAAAAAAAGGAGAGAACGACGAAAAUUGUGAGCCAAUAUUUGAAGCUCGAGAAUCUCGAAGAACUUCUCUUGGCAGACCAGUGCGGAGAGCAGCAGAGAAGGUUCAGUCCUACAAGGAAGUUCCUCGUAAUAUCAAAAUGCGGAGAUCAGAAUGAGCCUAAUCCGUGACAAGAGACUCUGAAGUCAUGGACUGAUUUCUAAUGUCCUUGUUAUUAUUGUUUCUCUUGACAUCUGUUUGUAGAUUAUGAAACUCUAGUUAGUUGACUUGGAUGUUAUGUCAUGUUAUUGUCAAGGUUUGUUAUUGUCUGAGCUAGUGUUAAUGUGUCCGAGCCAGCUUACGCGCACAUCGACUAAUCCGGGGUCAAUGUCAGUGUUAAUAGUUGCUAUGAUGGUGAACAACAUUGACCCCUAAAGUUUUGCGUAAAUCUGUAAUCCCCACAUAUGUUCCUCUACAUCGUACUUGGCGAGUGUAUGUAUUCAGUUGCGCUGUCCUAUUUUACAGCUCCAUUUUGUAUCA